Messenger RNA from Prunus avium (sweet cherry), 1561 nucleotides. The record is from RefSeq and is a predicted model, not a curated record. NCBI's taxonomy places the organism in Eukaryota, Viridiplantae, Streptophyta, Magnoliopsida, Rosales, Rosaceae.
CCCUCUUUUUUCGCACCUGUAUGAAUAUACCCCCUCCAUGAACAAACAAAGAGACAAUACUUCGAAGCUAGGCCUGUAACUUCAGUUGAGUUCUGCAAACCCAACUUUUUCUUUCUUAUUUUCCCGCCAAAGCCCAUUCUAAGCGAAAUUCAGGGGAAACAGAGACAUGGGUUGCAAGGUCUCAAAGCAAAGUAAAAAAGACGAUGUGGUUUUGCUUUGUAGGAAGAGAAAGGAGCUGCUGAAAUUGGCUGUGGAUAGAAGGUAUGCGUUUGCAGAUGCAUAGUGCAAAUAUAACCAGUCGCGGUAUGCAGUGGCAGUUGCUAUAAGGUCGUUUGUAGCAAGCCACUCCUCUCCACCACCAUCUGAUUCUGAACCAACCAAAAACACCGGUGCGGGCCCUUUUCUUGAUUCUGAAACUUGUAUAAGCUCUUCAGAGGCAGACAGAGAAAAACAGCUACAAGGAAGCUCAGAUGAAGAGAAUAGCGAUCAUAAUGCUGGGACUGAUGGGGAAGAAUUGGGGUUGGUUUUGCUGAAUGAUGAGGCUGUGAGAGAAGGGAGGGAAUUGUUGGAAGCAUUGAAAGAGGUUGAGGUCCAAUUCCUUAGGGCCUAUAAUUCCAGUUUGGAUGUUUCCAGGAUGCUAGGCACCAACAUGGAUCAAAUGCAAUCUGCCUUAGACGAAACUGAAGAGAACUCAAGUAAACUCAAAAAAAGCCGCUCCAUCUCAUCUAUAUUAUCUUCGUCUUCCUCCCGAAAAAGCCUCCUUAGAUCUAGCACCAGAAGUUCUUCGAAAAUCACUCAUUUGAAUGGUGGUCUCUUUGAUGACAAUGGAGCAAUGGGAUCCAAGUGCCAUUCGUUAACACUAGGGACGCUAUAUGCUUGGGAGCAAAAACUCUAUGGGGAGGUGAAGGCUGGAGAGGAACCCAGGAGAUUAUAUGAUCGAAAAUGCUCCCAAUAUUCGAUUAACCAAGGACAUGGCCGAAAGACUGAAAACAAAAUUGGAGUUGAAGUAGAGGAAUUGCAUUCCAGAAUUUUGGUUGCCAAAGGAAAUGCGGAAUCAAUAUUUAAAGAAAUUCGAAAACUUAGAGAAGAGGAGCUGCAACCACAACUUAUUGAGUUGUUACAAGGAAUAUCAUGAAACACAACAUCAAAUCAUGUCAGAAGUGAAAUGGCUCAAGUGUUCAUCUUAUGGAAAGUCACACCAGCAUGCAACUCAAACGCUUCAAGUAGGACUUCAAAAUUGGCGUGCUUGCUUUGGUCAAUAUGUUUGUUCAGUCAACAAAAAAGUCCUAAGUGAAUCAUAAGAAAAUCAUAUAAUCACAAUCUAUUAAACUCAUAAGUAAAAUCUUGUAAUUACCAAAUCGUGCUGAAAUUCAUUACAUUAAAAUCCUGCUAUUGCAAUCUAUUAAAAUCGCAAUUGAAUACAAUCUAUUAAAAUCGCAAUUGAAUACACCCUCCUUAGAAACCUAUUCAUUUUUUCACGUUUUCACGUUUUCUUCUCUUUGGGCGCCGCACUCUUCCGUUCUGCAAUCUCCGCUUCUCGACUUGGCUUUCUUGCACUCUC